AUGACUGGCAAAACACUGGGUGUCCUCUUUUUGUCAUCUGCACAGAAAAAAGAAGAAGAAGCCAAGGAAGAAGAGGAGCCAGAUGAGGAAGGCUGGGUGACAGUUACAAGGAAAGGACGCCGUCCAGGUUUAGCAAGAACCGAAGCUGCCAAUAUUCGAGUGACAGAAAAAGAAAAGAAGAAGAGAGGCCAGAAGGAACUGCUGAACUUCUAUGCCUUUCAGAGUCGCAAAAGCAAAAAAGAAUGUAGGUUUUCUCUUCUACAGCAGAAAUAUGUGCCUAUGGGAAUUACUUUUUUUUUAUUUUGUAUCAGGAAAGAUAAUAAUGCUCAACCACAAAGUGUAGUAAGCGUAGGAUCAGUUAUUACUUGA
This is a messenger RNA of Staurois parvus, 369 nucleotides long. NCBI's taxonomy places the organism in Eukaryota, Metazoa, Chordata, Amphibia, Anura, Ranidae. The record is from the annotation of a GenBank genome assembly.